Messenger RNA from Caenorhabditis angaria, 24357 nucleotides. NCBI's taxonomy places the organism in Eukaryota, Metazoa, Nematoda, Chromadorea, Rhabditida, Rhabditidae. The record is from the annotation of a GenBank genome assembly.
AUGUCUGUUUAUCUGGUUGGAAGUUGGGCGAAAAUUCCGGGUGGAAAUGAUGCGCUGGAGAUGGCGGAGAAUGUUUUUAUCAAUAAGUGAGUUGGUUGCGGGAAUCUUGUUGAUAUUUGAAAUAUUAUUUUGAAAUUUUCGAAAAUUUUACACAUUACAUUAUUCUGAAAUUAAUUGUUUUUCAUAAAUUUUAAUUUUAAUUUCACAUAAUAAUUUAAUUAUUUAAAAUAAAUUUUCUAAUUUAACAUUCAUAUAGUUUUUUUUUCAGAGAUCAUAUUGAAAAAAUCCCUGAAUCCGCUCUUCAUCUCCAAGAAUUUUGUGAAAAACAUCCUGAAGUCAAGGCUGCUCUUGUCAAAGACAUUGAUCAAUUCGAUGAUCAAUACUUUGGGGUCGGUGAAUCCGAAGCAAUUUUCAUGGAUCCUCAACAAAGAAUGUUGAUGCAAGGAGUUAUUGGAGCUUUGGAAAAUGCUGGAAUUACAAUUGAAAUGGCUUCUCAAUCAAAAGUUGCUGUUUAUACUGCAGCUUGGGCGUAUGAUUAUAAAGAUUCAUUGCCACCAGAUCAAUAUAUGGCUACUGGAAAUUCGGCAAGUGUUAUGUGUGGAAGGUAUGUCCUAAAAAAAAAUGAAAAAACCUAGUUCAAAGAAAAUUAUUUUCAGAAUCACAUAUUUUUUGAAUUCUCGUGGUGCUGCUGUUGGAAUUGAAACUGCUUGUUCUUCAUCUUUGGUAGCUUUUCAUAUGGCUAGACAAGCUAUUUUGAAUGGUGAAACAGAAUUAGCCUUGGUAUGUGGUGCAAACCACGUUGGUUCUCGUUCAUUCCACUCUUUGUAUAACUCUCAUAUGGUUUCACCAAAUGGUAGAUUGGCCGCUUUUGAUAGAUCAGCAAACGGAUUUGUUAGAGCCGAAUCUUUUGCUGUUGCUGUUUUGUGUUCGAGUAAAUUUGCGAUCGAAAAUAAUCUCAAUAUUCAUGCUGAAUGCAUCGGAUCUGCUUUCAACAGCGAUGGAAAAACACCAUCUUUAACUGCUCCAAAUCCAAUUUCUCAACACGAAGUGCAAAUUAAAGCAAUGAAAACUGGAAAUGUUCCAGUUGACACUAUAACAAUGGUAACAUGUCAUGGAACAGGAACGAAACUUGGAGAUCAAAUUGAACUGACAGCUAUCAAGAAAUCAUUCAAACCAGAUAUUCGAAUUAUCAGUCCAAAAAGUUCGCUUGGUCAUGGUGAAGGUGCAGCCGGAUUGAUUGGUGUGCUUCAAUCUUUAUAUUCAAUGAGUCAUUCAAUUAUCCCCAAUCAACUUCAUCUCCAAUUAACCACCGAAGAUUUGGGAGAAAAUGUUUCGAUGACAUUUGUAAAUGAAGAAGCUGAUCUUCCAACUGUUGCGAUUAGUUCAUAUGGAUUUGGUGGAACUAAUGCUUGUGCAAUUAUUAAAAAACCUACAAAACAAGAAAAAGAAAUUGUAAAAUAUGCUGAAGCUAAUGUAUUGUUUUUAUCUGCAAAAUGUGAAGAAUCGUUGAAAUUGAAAAUUGAUGAAUAUGCUUAUUUUUUGAGAAAUACAAGUUCGUGUUUAGAAGAUAUUUUGUAUACUGAGAAUACGAGAAGAACAAAAUAUGAUGUGAGAGCAGCGGUUUAUGGAAAAUCAUCAAAUGAAAUUGCAAAUAAAUUAGAGGAAUAUCAAUUUAGCGCAAAUCAGGAUGGAGAUUUCGAAAUUGAGUUUGGAGCAGGAAAUGAAAAAUUAUGGCUUUUGAGAAUGUUAAACGAAUCGAACAAAUCAUUCAACAAAUGUGUUGAGAAAUAUUGUAAUAUGGCUAAAGAAUGUGGAAUCACAGAUGCUGAAACUGCGUUAUUUUAUCCAUUCAAGUUAACUCUGACACCAUUAUUGUAUAAUAUUUCAAGACUUAUUUCAAGUAUGGCUUCUUUUGAGCUUCUUCUGGAAUAUGACUGUUUGCCAAAUAAGUUGAGAGGACGUGGAAUGGGACAAGUAUUUUGUUUGGCUGUUGCGAAUGUUAUUACAUUUGAAACUGCAAUUUCACUCAUAUCAGCAGUUAUUGCAGAAACAGAUUUGAAUGAUUUCAUCAGCCAACUUGAUUUUCAAACAGCGAGAAUUCCAAUUGAAUAUCAGAAAAGAUCGAAACCCACAAAAAAAGUGACACCUCUGGAUGUUAUUGAUGAAAUCAAACAAACACCAAUGCCAAAUUUGAUGGCUUUUAUAAUGAAUGGCGAAGAAAUCAGUGAUGUUGAUCCAAGUGUGAAAAUUCAGAAAAUGUUAUGCUCAUUUUUCAUAAAUGGAUAUGAUCCAAAAGUGAAUUAUAUUGGAAAGAUUGUGCCUACACCGGGAUAUCAAUUUUUGAAAAGAAGAUUCUGGCAUGAAAUUAUCCCUUCAGCUAUUUCUUCAGAAAGCAAAUCUUUAGAAGAAAUCGACAUUGUUGAAAAAAUGAGUGAUUCUGAAUUGUAUGAAAAAAUAAAAGAGAUUAUUCAACGUUUCUUGGAUAUUGAAGAUGAUGAUGUGAAUUUGCUUGAAUCUGGAACAGUUGAUUCAUUAACUUCAAUUGAAAUGAUUGAAGCAAUUGGCUCAGCAGUUGGCUCAACUAUGCCAUUUGAUUUAUUGGAACUUCAUCCAACAACAAAAGAUAUUAUCAAAUAUUUGAAAACUGUUAUUGCAUCACAAGAAACAUCAAGAACAACAAAAUCGGAAACACAAGCAAUUGCAAAAGCAGAUUUUUCAAAUUCCUCAAUCGAUGUUAUAUCAUCAGAUUUCAUGUUUGCUGGAAUAGAAAAUGAAAAAGAAUUAUGGGAUGCUCUAAUGACAUCAAAAUUAACAACUGGUGAAAUGAAUGAAACCAGAAAGCAACAAAUUGGUGGAGAUGUUGGAUUAGAAGUUGGACUCUUGAAGCAAGACAUUUCGCUUUUCGAUAAUGCAUUUUUCUCAAUUGCCAAAAAUGAAUCUGAAUUUGUUGAUCCUCAACAUCGUCUUCUCUUCCAUUCUGCAUAUAACGCGUUGGAAAAAUCUGGACUCUCUGCGAUUCCAGAUGCCGAUCUUUUCUUGGCAAUCAGUUCACAUUCAGAAUAUCGUGCUAUGGCGGAAAGCAAUGUAAGUUGAAAUUUUGUGAGGCUAAACAACAUUUUUUAAACAAUAAUCUUUGCAGGUUGCCGAAUUAGAUGAGCGACUUUGGAUGGGAACAGUUCACAGUAUGGCAGCUGGAAGACUUGCUGCAAUCCUUGGAAUCCGUGGAAAAUCAAUUCUUGUGGACACAACAUGUUCAUCUAUUGCUUCAGCCCUUGAACUAGCUGUUGAAUCAAUUCAAAAAGGCAAAAAAUAUGCAGUAGUUGCAACAACUCAACUUAUCCAAUCAUCAAAAUGGUUAUAUUCAUUGAGAACAUUAUUGGAUAAUAAAACCACAAAAUCAUUUUCGGUUGAUGGUGAAGGUUUUUGUCGAUCUGAUGGUGUUGGUGUGAUUAUUUUGAAGAGAUCUAGCAACUCACCUGAUUCCGAUAUUCCAAUUAUCACUUUGACUUCGGCAAAAACCCAACAUUCUGGAGCGGUUAUUACUCCAGUUGUUGGUGUUAUUUCUCAAUUGUUGGAAAAUGCUGGUGAUUAUUCAUAUAUUGAAGGUCACGGAACUGCUACAAUAGCUGGUGAUAGUGCUGAAUCCUUGGCUUACCAGAAAAUUGGCCGAGAAAAUAUGAUUAUGUCAUCAGUGAAAGCGCAAUUUGGUCAUUGUGAAGUUGCUUCAGGGCUUAUUCAAUUGAUGAAAGUUACCUGUUUGUCAAAAUAUGGAAUGGUUCCUGCUAUUGUUCAUAACACUUUGCCAAAUGAGCAUAUCAGGUGAGCUUAAAAUAUUUUUAGGAAAAAACCAAGUAAUUCUUCCACCUCUACUUUGAAUAAAAACGUUUUUUUCAGAAACAAUAAUGAUCUACGAUUACCAUUUGUAUCUGAGGAACGUGAUAUUCAAAAGUCCGCAAUUGUCUCAUUUGGAAUCACUGGAACUAAAACAUUGGUUACAACCCAACGUGCUGCUGUCACACCAGAUCAAUCAAUCAAAACCGCAUUCCUUUUCCCAAUUUCGGCAAAAACCAAGGAUUCUCUCAAAAGAGGAAUAGCAUCAAUUAUGGAAAUGCUCGAAAAUACAAAUGAAAGCCUUCUCAAAAUCUCUAAAAAUAUGCAAAGGCAAAAAAUUGGUUUCAAAUGGAGAGCAGUGGCGGUUGGAAAAACACACGAGGAAGUUGUCAAACAUUUCAAAAGUAUUUUAACAACCGACAACUCGUUGAAAUCCAAAAAUUAUCAUAUUUCUACAUCAGAAUAUGCAUUGAAUGCUCCAUCAUUUUUCAAUAAUAUUGAACAUUUUGAAGUGGAUUAUUCCAGUUUUUGUAACCGUCUUCGAUUCGAGCCAUAUUCUGAUGAUGGUAAUAUUUAUCAUCGAAUGGCUGUGGUUUUUGCUCUGAUCAAGCAUAUAUUAAAAUUCAAAUUGGUUUCUAAAUUUGCUGUUUCUGGAUUCAAUAGCUUGAUUAUUCUUGCUGCUAUCGAUGCUGCCCCAACUCAUUAUCUUAAUGAUCUUAUUCACGCAUUUGUCAAAAGUGAUUUCCGAAGUAUGAAGAGAAUUGCAAGAGAUAUAACCAUUCAAAUAGAUGAUAUUGAAAUGUUCGAUCUCACUGGCAAAUCAAUCAAAACAUCAAGAGAAGCAGUUGAUACAACAUAUUCUGAAGAAAUCGAUAUUUCAAGAAUAUCCAGAAUCCACAUUGAUUUUAUCAAAUAAUGAACAUAUUGCGAACACAAUUCCUCUAUAUUCUGUUUCGCAAUAUUAUCUUCUUAUUGGAAAACUCUUUGAAGAUGGUGCCAAUGUUGAUUUUGCAGGAAUUUUUGGAAAACCAAAAGAGCAUGUAGCUCUUCCAGAAUAUCCAUUCAAUCGGAAAUCAUGCUGGCUUCCAAUCCAAAAGUCUAAAGCUGUCCAGAAAAUUGAAGUGAAGAAUGAAACUUUAGAACCAGUUCAGAAAAAAGAAGUAGAUUACAUAUUUGAAUUGAAUUCUGCAAAAUGGAAACAUGUUCGAAAUCACGUUGUGGAUAAUCAAAUUGUAUUACCUGGUGCCACUUCUAUCCGUCUUGUUCAUGAAUUACAUGGAGAUUCUCAAACAACUCUUUCCAAUAUUGAUUUCUUGAAUAAAAUCACACCAGAUAGUACUCCUCUGGUUAUCAAGAAAGUUUUGGAUGACGAUGGUGUUUGGACUUUGAUUGUUGGAGAAAAAGAUGCGAUUAAUUAUAAAAUUCAGAAGAAUCAUGUCAACAAUUUUAUAACAAUUGAAGAUAUUGAAUCGGAAACAAAACAUAUUGAUGAUAUUUAUGAAAGAUUUAGUAAAAGUCAAUUAACUUAUCGUAAUCAAUUCCAAAUGCUUGAUAGUAUUCGAUUCAAAAAUGGAAUAGCAGACGCUCAAUUUGCUUCGAUCGAUAAUAUUGAUAUCUUAAUCGAUGGAACAUUGCAAGCAAUUGUAUCAGCGUUCUAUUUUGAAAAUCUUGAAGAUGAAAGUCCAUAUCUUCCAUUUACAAUUGACAAGAUCACAAUUUAUGACGAUAAUCUUGCUGGUAGAAUUUUGCGAACAGUUUUGACUUAUCAAUCAUCAGAAAGUUUCGUUACUGGAAACGCCACAGUUUAUGAUGAUGAGAAAAAUGUAGGUUUUUUUGAAAGAAUUUUCUGAAAAAAAUCAUAAAUUUCAGAUCAUUCUUCAUAUUGAAAAUGUGAGUUUCAAACGAUUGUUUGCCGUUAAAGCGUCAUCGGAGGUUUCGAGACCAACAAUCAAAUCAAAAUCUGGUGAAAAUGAAACUGCAAAGUGAGUAAUACUAGAACCUACUUCUAUUAUUAUUUAUAAAUGAUUUACAGACGAGAGGCUCGAAAUAUGCUACUUAUUUGGUUUGAGGAUAACUUUGGAUGGACCGAUAUCGAUGACACUGUUGGAUUUUUUGAUCUUGGGUUAACAUCAAUUCAAGCUGUGAAACUUCGAAACCACAUCAAAUCUCAAUAUCCAGAUGCUUCAUCCACAUGUGUAUUCGAUCAUCCAACAGUCAAUGAACUAUCAAGUUAUCUCUCAUCGCUUGGAGAGUCUGCUGAAAAUGAUUCCGAUGAAGUCACAGAAGAUAUUUUGGAAGAUCAAGAAAACAUUGAACCACCAACUCGUUUAAGCCUGAAUCCAAUUGGAGUUAUGUCAGCUGCUUGUCGAUUACCUGGAGGCAUAACUUGCCCGGAAGAAUUGUGGGAAUUGCUCAAAAUUGGAAAGAAUGCUUCUUCAAGAAUCCCAGCGUCAAGAAUUCCAACAAGAAAUAAUUUGAUAAGCGGAAUUAAGUAUGGAAAUCCGGUUGAAGGUGGAAACUUUAUUCAGCAAGAUGUUUCACAGUUUGACCCAGCGUUUUUCAAAAUUUCAAAAAAGUGAAGCAGAAUUGACUGAUCCUCAACAAAGAAUUCUUCUGGAAUGUGUUCAGGUGAGAAAAUCUGGCAAUUUUGUAUUUUUAAAAACUAACGUAAUUCCAGGAAUGUCUCGAGAACAGUGGUGUUACUGAAACAUCCAAUGUCGGUGUUUUUGUCGGUUUAAUGGAAAAAGAAUACCAAGAUAUGAUGGAAUCCUCCUCAAUUUUGUCAAUGUUGGGAUCAAUGGCUGCUGUUAUCGCAGGAAGAGUAAAUUAUGUAUUUGGAUGUUAUGGUAACUUUUCCUAUUUUAUUAAAGUGGUAUCUCAAAACUUUCAGGACCAUCUGUCACAAUUGACACUGCUUGUAGUUCAUCAUUGGUUGCUUUGGAGAUGGCUGUUAAUGCUCUUUUAGAUAAUCGCUGUGAAAAAAGUUAUCGUUGCUGGUGUAAACUUGAUUUUGAAUGAGAGAGGUAAGAGAAACAUCGGUUAAAAUAACAAACAACAUUUUUUCUUUUAUAGGACAAGGUUUGCGAACUAAUGGAAAAAUGUUAUCGCAACACGGAAUGUCAUUGAGUUUUGAUUCGCGAGCUUCUGGAUACGGUAGAUCUGAUGGAUGUGUUGUUCUAAUGCUUGAAUUGGCUAAACCAACAUUCCGCUAUAUGUCAACAAUUCAAGCAGUGAAUGUAAAUCACGGUGGAAGAAGUGUCUCGCUAACAGCACCAAAUGGUGUUGCUCAUAAAAUGUUGCUCACUUCGGUUAUCAAACAAAGUCCAUCACCAAUUAUUGAUUAUUGGGAGGCUCAUGGUACUGGAACACCAUUGGGAGAUCCAAUUGAGUUUAAUACUUUAUCUUCGAUAUUCUCAAAUAUAAUUAUUGGAUCUGUCAAGGCUUCUCUUGGACAUGGAGAAGCUUCAGCUGGUACUUGUGGACUUUUGAAACUUUUCAUGAUGUUGACUCAUCAAUAUGUUCCAACACUUAUUCAUUUUCAUGUUUUGAACAAGGAUAUAAAUGCUGGAAACAUCAGAUUACCAAUUAUUGGAGAGGAAGCUGAAUUAACAUCUGCUGGAAUAAGUUCGUUUGGUGUGAGUGGAACAAAUGCUGCUUCAAUCGCUUUCAAUGAUAAUGACAAAUUAUUACCGUACUCAUUCAUUUAUGAUCGAUAUAUUCUACCAAUUUCGGCUAAAAAUCAAAUUUCUCUAGAAAAUUUGGAGAAAGAAGUUUUGUCAAUGAUUCCGGUAUCUGAUGUAUCGAUAAGUAAUAUUGCUAGCGGAUUGGCAAAUAAUCGCAAUCAUUAUACAAUCAGAAAUGCGAUGAUUGUCACAAAAUCAGGGCAUUUGUUAUCAAAAUUGGCUGGAAAACCACAUCGAACUGCGAAAAAAGAUAAAUAUCGAGUUGUUUUGAACAACAAUGUUCACGAUCCAUCCAAUUUACAAUAUGAUUUUAUUGCGGAAUUAUAUUCGGUGGCAUCUUCAAAAUAUCCAGAAACCUUUGCUUUGAAAUAUUCACUCAUUAAAUUUAUCACUUCUGUUAAUGCACAUAUUGAAAUUAUUGCUCAAGAUGAAGAAGAAUUGAUUGCGAUUCUUCUAGCUGAUGGUUCUAUUUCGUGGAAAAACUUUGAUCCAAAGUUACUGGAAAAACCAAUGGACAAAUUGCUAAAUGCUUUAUCUGAUAUGAAUUUGAAUUCAAAUAAUUGUAUGGCUCUCAAAAAUUAUGCUAGCAAACCAGAACAUAUUGUUAUCAAUGAUCAAAUUGAUUUAUUAAAUAUGAUUGCCAAUUUAUAUGUGAAUGGAUAUGAUAUUGAUUGGAGUGUUAUUUACACACCAGUACAAAAGUAUAUCAAACUUCCCAAUUAUCAAUUCAAUCGACAAUCUUUAUGGUAUAACGAAAGAGUUGAAGUUUUUGAUCAUUAUUUGAUCGGAACAAUUGAAGAAGAAAAUGAAGACUCGAUAACUUUGAAAAAUCAAAUAUCUGAACUCCGUCAUCCUCAAUUAUUCAAUGGCAAACCAAUCGAUGUCGGAACAGCUGUAGAAAUAACUAUUGAAGCGAUGAAAAUUCGAAAUGAGAUGCCAUUCAAUGUUGAGAAGUUGGACUUGAAGCAAAUCACAUUGACAAAACCAGCCUGGCUGAAAACAGUUAUCGAAGAAAUUUGUUAUGAUGAUGAAGAUGAUGGAAACGAUUAUUCUGAAUAUGAAAUUAAAGCAUAUAUCGAUGAUGAGUUAUUAUUUACAAUGAUCGGAAAAAGCAAUAUUUCUAUAGAACAAGAAGAACCUUCUGUAAAUUUGUUUGUUCCAGAAACUGUGAUCUAUCUUCAAGAUUGUUCAAAUGCCAUUAUCCGGCGAAAUAGAAAUGUGAUUCAUGUUGAUUCAAAGGCUGAAACUUCGCCAUUCCGAACUGCUAAUUUAGUAUUGAAUGAGAUGAUUGGAAAAUACUCGGAUCCUUCGGAAAUGCAUCUUGAUAUAUUUGGCGUUCUCACUCCAGAAUAUUAUAUGGUUCAAGUUGAUGAUGGAAUUUUAUGGCAAUUCCAGGUAACAAUUUUUUUCUCAUAAAAAUCCAAUAAAUGUUUUCAGAUAAUCUCUAUGGACAAGAAAAUAUUAUCGAGUAUUUAUGUCACAAAAUCAGAUGCAGGGUUGCAUUUACCAGCUGUGAGAAUGCAUAAAAAAUCGACACUUUUAUCAUCACAAGAAGCUCAAGAAAUUGCUGUUCGAACAUUGCAGAUGUAUAUUCAAAAAAAGGUGAAAGCUGCGUUUGCUGAUGUUAUUGAUUCUGGUUUGGAAAUUGAUGAAAGUCAAAUGAGCACUGGAUUUUCUGAUCUUGGGAUGGAUUCAUUAGCAACAGUGGAUUUGUUAAAUCGAUUGAAUCAGAAAUAUUUCCAACAAAUUGAAUUGACAAAUAGUGAUUUGUUUGAUAAUCCAAAUGUAGUUGAUUUAUCAGUGAGGAUUGAAGAAUUAUUGAAAGAAAAAGGAAUCGAUAGUAUUGUUUCAAUUGCAACUCCAAAAACAUCAAUUGCUACACCGAAAACAUCAAUAGCAUCUCGGAAAAUAUCAAUUAGAGAAAGAAAAAAGUCAAUUCCAGCCAGCAAAAUACAGCAAAUUGCUCAAAUUGAACUUGUGAAGGAACAUAGUUCCGAUUCAGGAAGUAUUGAUAGAAAUGUUAUCAAAAAACGGAUAACUGACGCUGUUUAUGAUUUGAUAACCGAUUCAAUAACUAAUUAUGACAUCGAGACAAAAGGUUUCACAGAUCUUGGAUUGGAUUCGAUGUCACUUAUUGAUUUCUUGAAUCGAUUGAAUGAGAAAUAUUUCCCUGGAGAUGAUAUAACUAGUGGAGAUAUAUUUGAUAAUCCAUCAGUGAAUGAAUUGGCAGAUCAUAUUUAUCAAAAGAAAUCUGGAGAAGAAAAAGUUGAUGUUGUUGAAAAAGCUAUUAGUGUUGAACAAGAAACUGAAAGAAAACUGGAGAUUUUGGAUCAAGCGUUUUUAUUGAUUGAUGAUUACAGCACAGCUAUCGAAUUCACUCAUAAAAUAUUCAUAGAGAAAAUGGAGCUUUUUAUCAAACGGAAAUCAGAUUUGAAACAAAUGCUUUUGGAGAAUGUUGAUACAUCAAUCAUCUCAUCAACUGGAAAUCAAAUACUCAUUCAUCUUGAUAAUUUUGAAAAUGAGAAUGAGAACAUCGAAUAUAUCUACAUGGGUCUUCUAAACUUCGCAAGACAACUAACAAAACUCAAAUCCUCUUGCAAAAUUGGAGUUUCAAAAUCAUUCUCAAUAGGAAAUUCUAUCGCUCGUUCAUUUUUAAAAACAGUUUCUGCUGAAAAAUAUCCAAAUAUUGAGUUUCUAUGGGAUCAGAAAAUCCAACAAGUAACAUUCAUCGAAGAGAAAAAACCAGUCAGUGGAAAUUGGUUGAUAACCGGUGGUUUGAGUGGAAUCGGAUUUGUUAUUGGUGAAUAUUUGGCAAAUAAUGGUGCAGAAUCUGUUAUUUUGGUCAGUCGAAGACAACCAUCGACUGAAGUUUUGAAUCAAAUCAAAAAUUGGAAAUCGAAAGUUUAUACAAUUGCUUCAGAUAUUGCUGAUAAAUCAAAAAUGGCCGAAGAAUUGAGAAAACUCAAUAUAAAUGUGAAUAACUUUAUUCAUUCUGCUGGAGUUUUGAAAGAUUCGAAAAUUGAGCGACAAACUGUGGAGACAUUUAGACAAGUUAUAAAUCCAAAGUCUGAAGGUUUUCAUACGUUGGAAUAUUUGGAGCAACAGUUUGGAUAUAAGGUAAGACAUAUUUGGGGAGUUUUGGAGAAUAAGAAUAAAAUGAAUCAGUAUGAAAUUGUUUUUUUCAGAUUGACAAUUUCAUUGUGAUGUCUUCAUUCACAGCGGCUUGCGGAAACGAUGGUCAAUUGAAUUAUGGAGUGGCGAAUGCUUAUCUAGAACAUCAAGUAAGUUUUUUGCCCUAACAAACUUGUAUGCUAAUCUGAACCGUCUUCACAGAUUCAAAAACGAGUUGCAAGUGGAAAAUCUGGUUGUGCAAUGCAAUGGGGAAAUUGGCUUGACACUGGAAUGGCUACAAAUACACAGGUUCAAAAUUAUCUGAAAAGUAUUGGAUUUUUGGGACAACAUAAUGAAGAUGCGUUGAAGUAUCUGAGAAUUUGUAUUGAGAAAAAACCAUAUCGCAUUAUGGUAGCGAAUUUGAAUUGGAACACUAUUUUGGAAAAGAGAAAAGAUUUGCCAAGAGAUUUAUUGAGCACGAAUAAAAUUGAGUACCAUUCGGGAUUUUUGAAAAUUCAAUUGCCAUCGAAAUAUGAAGAAGUUCAGAAAAUUCCCGAAAAGGAAGUGGAUGCCACAAGAACUGAAUUAGAAUUUGAAGAUGAAGAUGAUCUUUUAGAUUUUCUGAAAUCGGAAAUUGCAAAACUCACCAACACUCCCGUCAAAAAGUAUAAAAACAACUCAAAUAUCAUGGAAUCUGGUCUUACUUCAAAUUUGUUGAUGACCCUUAUGAGCACCCUGAAUUCAUCGUUGAAUUUGAAUUUGAAUAUUGGUGAUUAUUAUAAUAAUCCAGUUCUAGAAAACUUGACCGAAUUCAUCUGGGAAAACAUGAAAAAUCAAGCUUCAACACAGAAGAAGGAAAACGAAACGAAGAAAAUUGAAAAUCCCGAUUUUUCAUCGAUGUUUGGUGUAAAUGUGUUUCUGGAGGAGAAGAAAGAGUUGAAUGAUAUCAUUGAAUCGCAAGAAUUCCCCUCUAGAAGCUUUGGUAAUUAUGUGGUUCCUAUAACUGCGAAAAGUAUUGCUGAAGCUAAAGAAAAACUGAAAGACGUUAAAUCUGAAAAUUUGAAACCGGUGAACAAUGAGAGCAGAUCAAAAUCAGUUAUGAUGUUAACCGGACAAGGCUCGCAAUAUCCAAUGAUGGGAAGACAAUUAUGUGAACAUUAUCAAAUUUUCAGAAACACACUUGAAUCAACAUUGGCAAAAUGUGAUGAAUAUUUGGCUGGUGAUAAGAAAUUAUGGGAUAUAUUAUUCAACACUGAUAAUCAUAAAGAACUUCAAUUAACAAAACAUAUGCAGCCGAUCAUGUUCUGCUUUGGAUAUUCACUCGGAAAACUUUGGGAAUAUUUGGGUGUUUUACCAGAUUAUUAUCUUGGACACAGUGUCGGUGAAUUGGCGGCUGGUGUUUUGGCUGGAAUUAUGUCGAUUGAUGAUGGUUUGAAAUUGAUUGUUGAAAGAGGAAAAGCUAUGGAAAAUAUUGCUGGACUUGGUGCACUUUUAGCUGUUCAACGAGAAAUUGCAGAUGAUGUUCUCAGAAAGUUUAAAGUUGUUGUUGCCACGUUGAAUAGUCCGAAACAAGUUGUAUUUGCUGGAACUAAACCAGAACUUGAUCAAGCUCUUGCAUUUGUCAAAAAAAGCGGUACGUCAGGAAACAAUUAUUCAUAAGUUUUUCAAUCAAACUUUUUUUUCAGGAAAACAGGGAACAUUUGUCAACCAAAUGUAUCCAUUCCACUCGAAUUUGAUUCAAGAUUCACAUUUGAAAAACUUGCGCAAAUGUUUGGCUAAAAUAACAUUCCAAAAAGCGAAAAUUCCACUUGUCAGCAAUGUUUCCGGACAACUCAUUGAUAGUUUUGAUCAGGAAUAUAUCAUCAAACAUACUGUUUCGGCUGUAAAGUGAGUUUUUUGUUGAUCUGAAACAAUAACACAUAUUUUCUUUAAGGUUUGUGAACUGUGUUGAGACCUUGCAAGGGUUAGAUGUGAAUGUCUGGAUUGAUGCUGGACCAGCCGCAGUUUUGGCAACAUUUGUGAAAAGAAUCAUUGUGCCUUCGGAACUUUCAAAACAUCGAGUUAUUCAAACUUGCAAGGAAAAGGAUGAUGAGAUUGAUUGUGUUAUUCAAUCAUGUUUGGAAUUGGAGCAAGCUGGUUAUAAUAUUAAUUGGAUAAAUGUUUAUGGUUGUGGAAAAGAUAGUCUUCUCGAAGAAAAUGUUUUGGAAUUUCCAAUUAGUGAAAAAUCAAAAAUCGAUGAUGGAGAAAUGGAUAUUUUGAUGGAUCAUAAACUCAAUGGAAGAGUAAUUAUCGCAGGCGCUUAUCAAUUGUUCAAAUUAGUUAAUUUUGUGAAACGCCAAGCACAUGGUUUAGCUCUCAAAAAUGUCAAAUUUUCAAAAGCUUGGUAUCUUGAAAGCGGAGUUGAUUUUAUUAUUGAUUGGCAUGCUGAUAUGAGAAUCACUCUCACUGUCAAUAAUGAAAUUAUGUGCUCUGCAAAACUUGUGCAGUUUGAAAAUUCUCUUUCGAUUCCAAGUUGUAGUGUAGAAGAAGAGAAUUUUGAUGUGAAAGACUUUUAUGAUACGUUAUAUAGAAAUGGAUUACAAUAUGAUGAUGGUUUCCGGAAAAUGACAAUCGCUAAAAGAUCUGACAAAAAAUGUUUCACUGAUUUAAAAUCUUCGGACUAUCUUUGGCCGUUGAUUGAUGCGGCAAUGCAUUCAAUCACUGCAAGUGUUAUUCGACGAAGACCAAACUGUUAUUUCUUGCCGGUUGCAAUGGGAACCGUUUUUAUAAGAAAUCAAAAUUAUGACAACUCCAAAUUAUCCGGACAAUCUUGGAUCACAUCAGAAAAUGAGAAGUUUAUUGAGGUUAAUGUGGUAUUGUUAUCUGGAACCGAAGUCGUCUGCGAGAUUAGAAAUAUGACAAUUGUUGUGAAAAUGGAGAACGUUGAAACACCAAAAGUUCAAAUCGAUGAUGAAAACAAUGAAAUCAAAAUUGUGAGUUUUGAUGUGACAUAUCCUUUCAACUCCCCAACCUCCUCUUCAAAAAAUUCUGGCUGGGAUUUUUUGAAAACAAAUAAGAUAGGGAAUAAUAACUUGUCUGGCUCAAAAGUUGCUUUGCUUGAUGUUGAUCAACGGCUUUGGGACCCUGAAUUUUUCAAUAUUCGACCAUCAGAAGCUCAUUUUCUUGAUCCACAACAAAGGUUGAUGCUCACAAGUAUUGCCAAACUUCUAGAUUCAGCAAAAAUAAAUUUGUUACCUGUGGAAACUGGUGUUUUCAUAGGCUACUCAACACACGAAUUUGCUCACGUUGUUUAUGCUCAUAGUAGAAAAUCACCAUAUUCUGAAUGGAGUAGUGGAACUGCUACGUCAUCAAUUGCUGGAAGAAUAGCUUAUUGGCUGAAAAUCAAAGGACCAACAAUAACUGUUGAUACUGCUUGCUCUUCUUCAUUUUCAGCUUUGUCUUUAGCUUGUGAUUCAUUGAAAAAUGGACAAUGUAAAUAUGCUAUUGUGGGCUCUGUUAAUUUUCUAAUGCAUGAAAUGACAACUAAUGUGCUUUCUAAUGCAAAUAUGACAAAUAGUGAAAGUUGCAAAGUUUUUGAUUGUGAUGCUGAUGGAUAUAAACGUUCUGAAGCUGUCUCAACAUUGCUCCUAACUAAUUCAGAUGAUAUUGAAAAGUCUUUUGGGACUAUUAAAAACUGGUGUAUUGGUCACAAUGGAACAAGUUCCUCCUUGUUCACCCCGAAUGGUAGAUCUCAACAAGAAAUUAUGCGAAAAGUGGUGGCUAACUUUCAAAAUAUCUCUCAUUUUGAAACGCAUUGCACUGGAACGAGUUUGGGGGAUCCUAUUGAAUUGAAUUCUAUCAGAAGCCUAUGUAAAUCAGAAAUUAUUCCAGUCAGCAGUAUUAAAUCAAAUCUUGGACACUGUGAAGGUGCAAGUGGAAUAAUAUCAUUGUGUGCAACUCUUGAGCAGCAAUUGUUCAGUUAUAGAUUGCCUCAGUUACAUUUGAAAUAUCUCCCGGAUAAUUCAAGAUUGAAAAUCAAUUUUAUUGGGGAGGAAAUUGAAAGACCUGAUGAAUCUGUCGUUAUUAAUAAUUUUGGAUUCACUGGUUCCAAUUGUUGUUUCCAAAUCGAUUUCCAAUUGCGAAACUCAAAAUAUUCAACAGACGAUCAAGUUUUCAUACCAAUUCUUCUGUCAUCUCACACAAAAGAAACUCUUCAACAAACAAUUGAUCAAUUUUUGGAGUUUGUUCAAAACACUUCGAACAGCCUGAAAGAUAUAUCAUUCAGUCUUAUGAAAAAGAAAAUAUAUCGAUAUAGAAUUGCAUUGAUUUUUGAUUAUCGAAGAAAAAUUGUUUGGAGAAGUGAUGAGAAGUUUGCCAUUGAUGAUCCGCGUAUUGAGAAAAUUAUAGAAGAUGUGCAAGUUUUCAUAAUAGAUGGGAAAUUCAUAUCUACUCCUGAACAUGGAUUUUUGAUUGAUCUUCCACCAAUAAUAUUCAAACAAGAUGUUUAUUGGAAACUUGAAAACUAUUCAGAUGCUAUUAAUCGUAAGAGCACAAUUAACAAGAACUUGUUUUUCGAGAAAUAUUUGAUAUUGAAAGCGAGUGAGCAACUUCCAAAAUCCAAAUCUUGGCUUACCUAUAUCUUCAAAGAGAGUAGUGUUAGUCAAUUUAACAAGUUGUUAAAAUUCUGGUCAGAUAUUGAUCCAAAAACAAUAGAUCUUGUUGUUUUUGGAUGCGAAGCUAAUGGAACAACAUUCACUGAAUGGACAUCUGUUAUCAAAACUUUGGCAAGUGAAAAACUUGUUCCAUUCAAGUUUGUAUGUUAUGAGAGAAAACGUCAGUUCGAAACUGAGCUCAACACAUCGGAUCUCUAUGAGAUGAUAUUCUACAAAAACAAUGAGCGAUAUGUGGAAAGACUCCGUAAAAUGACUGUUAUUGAGGUUGAGAAUAAUAUUAGAUUUGAUGAUAAUUUGAUGUCUGGAGGAACUGGAGGAAUCGGAACAGCUUUGAUGGAAAAUAUAACAAUGGGAGACACUGAAAUAAUAACAAGAUCUCACCAAGAUUUAUCAACUAGCAAUAAUAAUAUCAAAUAUACAACUGGAAAUGUAACACACUUCAAAACUUUCAGAAAAUAUGAGAAUAUUUUCCAUUUUGCUGGAUUGGUAAAUAAUGCAACUCAUAAAAAUAUGAUGCCAAAAAAUAUUGAAGAACUAUAUGAAGUGAAAGUCAAUGGGGCUCGAAAUCUAUUGAAAUAUUGUGAGAAUAGUUUCAAAAUGGCUUCUUCUAUUGGAUGUAUUUUGGGAUCAUAUGGUCAAUCAAAUUAUGUGUUUGCAAAUGGAUUAGUCACCUCAAUUCUUCAAAAAUCAAAACAUAUAGAAUUUGAUGUUAUUUAUUGGGGACCUUGGAAAGAUGUUGGAAUGUUGGCUAAAAAGGAGUGUGACAAUAUAAACCGACAAUUGAGGGAGAAUGGUUGGCAUCCGUUAUCCACAGAAGAUGCCUUAUCAGUUUUCAAAAUUGGGAAGACUGAAAGUUCAAAACGUGAAAUAUGUGUCUUUGACGGAGAUUUUGAUAUUAUUGCAAAAAAUAAUGAACAUCUCCGACCAUUUUUAUCAGAAUUAUCGGAUUUAUCAACUUUUUCAUCAAAAGUGCAACAUUCUUCCGAUUUUGAAAAUAUAUUUAUAGAAGUAACCGGAAUUCGAAACUUGGAGAAUUGCAAACACACACCAUUUAUGGAUCUUGGAAUCGAUUCUUUGUGUUUGGAAACUAUGAGAUCUGCAAUUAAUCGAAAUCUUAAUUUAGACAUUACAGUCUCGGAUUUGUUUGAAAAUACAACAUUUUCCAAGUUGCAAACAUUUAUUGAAACAUUGACAAAAAAUACGGAUAUAAUCACAGAAAUCAAAACUCCAGAGAAUUCUGAAUCAAUUUCUAGUCAUGAUAAAAUUGCUGUGAUUGGUUGGAGUGCAGAAUUUUCGGGAUCCCAGGAUAUUGAAGAAUUUUGGAAAAAUUUGCUAGAAGGAAAAAUUUGCGAAGGAAAACUGAAAAAUCCUCAUACUUUUGACAACAAAUUUUUCAAUAUAACUGAUGAGGAUGCAAAAGUUAUUGAUCCACAAAUUCGGAAAUUCAUUGAACAUGCAUAUUUGGCAUUGGAAGAAUCUGGAUAUGUCAAACAAAGAAGAUCAUUGAAAUGUGCUGUGUUUGCCGGUGCUGAGCCCACGAAUUAUGGUAAACCGGAAAAUUCAGAUGAUUCAAUGAGAAAAUUGUUUGUUAUGAAUAUGAACAAUUAUCUAGCAUCAUAUGCUUCAUAUUGUUUAGAUUUGAAUGGUGAAUCUGUAUCAGUUUAUAGUGCGUGUUCGACUACUCUUGUUGCUCUAUCUCAUGCAGUUCAGUGUUUGAAAAUGAAACAAGCUGAUUUAGCACUAGUUGGUGCUGCAUCAAUCAAUAAUGACGAGAAUGAUGGUUCAUCUGAUGAGAAAAAGACACUAUUUGCAGCAUCUGGAGUUUGUAGACCAUUUGAUUCAAAAUCUGAUGGUAUAAUCAGAGGAUCAGGUGUUGGAUGUUUGGUUUUAAAAAGAUUGAGUGAAGCAAUUCAAGAUAAAGAUGAUGUCAAGUUUGUUAUAAAUGAUUUUGGAAUUUCAAACGAUGGUAAUUCUCGAGCAAGUUUCAUGGCUCCGAAUCCAAGUGGACAAUUGAAGUGUAUGAAUAUUGUGCUAGAAAGAAUGCCUGAAGCUGAAAAACAAAGAAUCAAUUAUGUAGAAUGUCAUGCAACUGGAACUGUACUUGGUGAUACAAUUGAACUGGAUUCUUUGAAAACUGCAUAUUCUUUCAAAAAACAAAUUAUUAUUGGAUCAUCAAAAGCAAACAUUGGACAUUCUUAUGCUGCCUCUGGUUUGGCUUCUCUUAUCAAAUCAGCAAUGAUGUUGAAAACUGGAAUUAUUCCACCUCAAAUCAAUUUUGACUCGUUUCGAUCUGAUUAUCAAAACUUUUUUGGUGUUUGUAAAUCUGGAAUAAAACUACCUGAAAAUAGUUUGAUUGCUAUUGAUUCAUUUGGAAUCGGCGGAACAAAUUGUCAUAUGAUCAUCGAAAAAUCUCCAGUGAUGUUUAAUGAAGUUUUGCAAUUCAAUAAGAAUCGAGUUUUGAUUCCAAUUUCUGCUAAAUCUGAAUCCUCUCUUGUAAAAAUAACCCAAAAAAUGGAGAUAAAGCUACAAAAAAUGAAUGAAGAUAUUUCGAUGAUGCAAAAUUUCCGAGAAGAAUUCAGUUUCCGACGAAUUAUUGAUGUAAACCUAUAUUCUCAAAAAAUAUUUCAUGGUCGAAUUAUAAACUGCACUUCAUCUCCGAAAACCUGUAUAUUUUUUGCACCCCAAGGCAUACAGUACUCAAAUCUUCUUCAAACUGAGUAUGGAAAUAACCCUGAUUUCAAGAAUGAAGUUCUCAAAUUAUGCAAAAUUGCAUCAAAAAUUACCGGAAGAAACUUCGAGAAAAUAUUGUAUGCAGAAGAUAAUCAAGAAGGAGAGAUUGACCAGCCAGAAAACUGUCAGUUGGCAAUUUUGAUUCAAGAAGUUUCUCUAUAUAAUUUUUUGAAAUCUACAGGAAUUGAGGUUGAUAUAUUUGUAGGGCAUAGUAUUGGAGAAUAUUCAGCAGCAGUAUGUUCUGGAGUCAUUGAUGCACAAUCAAUUUUGGAAAUUCUUUAUAAAAGAACAGAACUUGUUCAAAAAACAGAGCCUGCCAGAAUGUUGAUGAUAUGGGAUAAUUGUCUGAAUCUACCAUCAAAUUUAGAAAUAAGUGCGAUUGUUGAUGAAAAUAUACGAUGUGUUGUGGGAAAAAGCAUAGAUAUUGCACAUUUUGUUGAACUUUUAAAAAUGAAUCAUAUAAGAUAUCGAGAGAUCAAUACAUCUUAUGGUUUUCACUCAUCAAUGCUUGAAACAAUCAGGGAGAAUUUUGAAAACUAUUGUCAAUAUUUUGAUUUCACAACUGGUGGAAUUCCUUGGAUCUCAUGUAUCACAGGAGAACUGAAAAGGGAAUUAUCAUCAAAAUAUUGUGGAAAACACCUAGUUGAAGCUGUGAAUAUUGAAAAAAUCGUUGAAAGUUUGAUAGAGAAUCAAAUCGAUGUUGUAAUUGAAGUUGGUCCUUCUGGUGUUUUGGAAAAACUUUUGAAAUCAAAAGGUUCAUCGAUGAGAGUUAUACCAACUUGUGGAUCAAAGAAAAAACGGUUGGAAGACUUGGAUUAUUGUUUCAAGCAACUAUGGGCCAAUGGAAUAUCGUUAAAUACCAGUAAAAAAGAUGUGAACAGAAAUUAUAUCAGAGGUCCCGGAUACUGUUUUGAUGAAUACGAGUUCACACAAACUUCUAAAUCUCAACCAAAAAAUGGAAAAAAGUUUGAAUUUUAUGUGGAUAAUUGGCAAAAACUCGAAACAGAACACAAAGUAGAUGCUGAUUCUGAAAAUGCAGAUUAUCAACUAGUUCAAGUAGGUGAUAAAAUGAAAUCUGAUGGGAUUUAUGUGUUUGAUUUAAUUGACAAUUGUGAUGAUUUGAACAAACCAUUUCAGUUGGUUGAACAUUUGCUGAAAGAGAGUUUCAAACUCUUGAUAAUAAAUGUGCAAAAAUCCACACCUUCAACAAAUAUGGUUUUGGGGUUGAUAAGAUGUUAUGAAACCGUUUCAAAUCAAAACGUUGUGUGUGUUGAGAAUCCAGAGAGCCUUGAAGCAAAGAACAUUGUCGCAAUUGCUAAAAAUACGAGUUCUAAUUAUUUGAAAAUAUCAAAUUCAUCAGUUUUCACUCUUAAAUAUCGGAUUGCUCCAUUUUCCCAUGACCCGCCUAAUCAACCCUUGGUAAAAAAUAAAGUUAUCAUUUUCGGAGCUUCUGGAUUUAUCGGAAAUGUAUUUUGUGAAAUAUUGGAGGAUUUUGAUGUUGUUAGAAUAUCAUUAGAGAACUCGGAUGUUUGUUGUGAUAUCACAAACUAUGAAAAUGUGGAGAAUGUAUUGGCAAGCUUUAAAAAUGAGAAUUUGAAAUAUAUCAUAAAUUGCACUGGUCAAGAAUCUUCUAAAAAUUUGAACAAGUCAAUUGAAGAUAAAUUGAAAGUUUUGAGCAUUAAAACAACUGGAAAUGCUAAUAUCAUCGAAGCGAUUGAGAAACUUGAAAUUCAUGUUGAUAAAAUGAUAAUUUGCUCCUCUUUGAGCUCAAUAAUCCCAAUUUAUGGAAAUGAAGAUUAUGCGAGUGCAAAUUGUUUUGUAGAUGCAAUUCCAAAAUCAACUGAAUCAAAGUUCAUUAAAAGUUUCCUGUCACUUGGACUACCUCCAAUAAAAUCGAGUCGGAUGUAUGAAACUUCAAAUGAAUCAACAAAAAAGAUGAUGAACUCAAUUUCUAUUGACAAGGCAAACUGUGUUGAUUUGUUGAAAAAAGUUAUUGAAUAUGAUGGAACUAUUUAUAUAUCUCCGGAAAAUCCUGAUAAAAUUGCUGCAAGAAGUUUGAAACAUCAUAAAGGAACUGGUUUAUCAUUGAAAACAACAUCAAUUGCUCAAACUGUAUCAAAUAUUUGGAACUAUGCAAUAGGAAUCAGCGGAGAAGUGCAGCCAUCUGAAAAUUUUUUCUCACUUGGUGGUGAUUCUUUGAAUGCACUUCAAGUGGUUUGGGACAUUAAAAAAGAAACUGGAAAAGAUAUCCACGUCAAUGAUAUUUUUGAACAUCCCGUGUUUGAGAAUUUUGUUAAAUUCAUCUCGAAUCAAAUUGUGCCUGUCAAUAACAAUCAAGAUGAAUUUAUUAUCACAAACUAUGAUGAAAUCCCUUUAACAAAUUCACAAACACAAAUGUUUGUUUUGCGGCAAGUCGAUAAUUCUGAUAAAUAUAACCUUAUAUUUGAGAUAAGUAUCAACUAUACAAAUGAUUUUAUAUGGAAAUAUUUGAAACACGCCAUUUUGACUAUGAUUGCUCAUCAACUUAGCUAUCGCACAACUUUUUCCAAAUCUCAAAACCAAUCGAUUCAUUCAUUAACUGAAGCAUAUUAUAAUUUUGAAAGUUCCCUCAAAUCUUCGGAAUUGAAAAUGAUCAUUGGAAAUGAAUUGAAUUAUCAAUUUGAUAUUGGAAAAACAAUACCUCUUCGAAUUCUCACAAUUAAAAAAGUUGAUAAAAUCCAAAUUAUCUUCAAUCAACAUCAUAUACUAACAGAUGGCUGGUCAAUGACAAUUCUCGCAAACAAUAUCAAUAAAUUUUAUAAUGGGUAUUGUGAGAAUAUGGAUGAUUUUCCCACAAGUUUUGGUAAUUCUAUUCCAAAAUAUGCAAUUAAACAAAGUUCAAUGAGAAAUUAUAAUUUCAAAGAGAUUUUUGAUUAUAUCGGAACUUCAAAUCACACCUCGAUUCCAGUGGAUUUCAAUGAAAAAACUGAUUAUAAGCGAAUCAAUAAAGAUAUUCCAAAUAGGCUUUGGGAAUCAUCUCAAAAAAUCGCCAAGCUGAAAAACGUCACACUCUAUAACUUGAUUUUAACAGCGUUUUGUAAAACUGUGAGAUCAUUUACGGCGCAGUCGGAUUUAUUGUUUGCCUAUGCAGAUUCUGGGAGAAAUCAAGAUAAUUCAAAUCUAAUCGGAUAUUGUAUGAACAAUAUUUUGUUCAAGUGCGAUUUAUCUGAAACAGAAGAUAUAUCUGAAAAAGUUAUUGAAGCCGUGAACAUCUCAAGAAAGUUUGCUGAUAUUCCAUUUCAUGAAAUUGUUGCUCAACGAAAAGAUCUUGGAAAUAUUUCAAUAUACUUCAAUUUCCGAAAAAAGUUGGAUUAUCCAAAUGUUUCAAUUCGAGGAGCUGAAUGUGAAAUAACCCAUAUUUCUUUGAACAAUGCUUUUGAUUUUUCCUUCACAAUUGAUGAAAAACCAACAAAUGCAAUCAUUAGUUUGGAUUAUAACAAUGGAAAAUAUUCUGGAAAUACCAUGAACAAGUUUAUGGAUUUAUUCAUGAAACAUUUGAAAAGAAAUGAACAAAGGAAAGUUGUUAAUAUUGGGAAGCAAUUAGAUUAUCCAAAUGGAUUUAUGAGCUCUGUGGAAAAUUUGGAAACUAUUGCAAACAUUAACGAACAAUUUCUUAUGAAAAAUGUUAAUUUGAUCAGAGAAGAUGACUUGAUAGCAAUUGACGGUGAUUUCACAACUAUCAGAGCAUGUGUUUUCACUUCUGCUGCUUAUGUUCCAAUUGACAGAGAAUGGCCAGAAGAAAGAAAGAAGUUCAUUGGAAAAAUUGUGAAUUUAUGGUUCAACACAAAAUUGAAAAAACCUAUGAAUGAGAAAAUUCGAUUUUUCAACAAACGUUCAAAAUAUGGAGCAUUCUAUACAAUAUUUACAAGUGGCAGUACUGGUAUUCCAAAAGGAGUUGUGAUUUCAGAACAGUCGGUGGCAACUUUUUUGACAUCUUUCACAAAAACAUGUCUUCUUCGGAAUAAAAUGAGAAUUGCAAAUUCUGUGAAUUCAGUUUUUGAUGUAAGUGUAUCGAAUAUUUUUGGAUCUUAUGUGAAUUCUUGUGAGCUGGUGGAUAAUAUUUCUAACUCUCAUUAUGCAUUUCUGCCAUCUGCAGUUUUCAAUUCCUAUUCUAAAAAUCAGAUAGCUGAUUUGAAUCAUCUCGAAACACUUACAAUUGGCGGAGAAUCAGUAGCAGAUGGAAAUUUAUCAAAAGUUCCCACUAAAGUUAUCCAAAUUUAUGGGCCAACUGAAACAUGUAUCUGGUCUUUGAUCAACUCAUACAAAAAAUCACGGUCUGAAAAGCGACAAGGAUCUGAAAUUGGAAAACCUAUUGAGAACGAAAGAUGUUUCAUUGAAAAUUAUGGAAUUCGAGGAGAACUCGUAAUAAGAGGAAUAUCUGUGGCAAGAGGUUACAUCACAACAAAAACCGAACAUGGCAAAGUUUUCGAAAACAAUUCAUAUUCAACAGGUGAUGUAGUUGAUACACGAAAUGAUGAAAAUAAAAUCAAAUAUAUUGAUCGAAAAGAUAAUCAAGUAAAAUGGAAAGGUGUUCGUAUAGAUUUAUCCGAAAUUGAGAAUGAGAUGCUUGUAAAGCUUGAAAAUAUGCUUCAAAUUAAAUUGCUUAUUCAAAAUCAACAGCUUAUUGCAUUUUUUGUUGGUCCUUUUUAUGAUUAUAGCCAUAUUGUGACUUGCUUGAAAAAUUCCACCAUUAUGCCAGAUCAUUUUGUUCGACUCAAGAAAAUGCCUUUGAAUUCCAGUGGGAAGAUUGAUAAAUCAAUUUUGUUACAGGCUUUUGAUCAAGUUAGGAAAUCGUAUAAGAAAGAACUUGUGAUGAUGAAAACUUCAGCAGAAGAGAAGGUAUGUUAUAUUUGUUUUAAAAAAUCUCGUCACAUCUAAAAAUACAAUUUUAAAAGUUUCCAGGUUCUCAACACAAUAUCAACAGAAAUCGGCCACACUGUUAAUCUCAACAAUAAAUUCACUGACGUUGGUGGAAAUUCUUUAUCAGCAAUUCAAGUUGCCUAUAAACUUUCCGAGAUUUUUGGCGUUGAAAUCAAAGCGCAUGAUAUUCUUCAAGCAGAAAACAUCCAAGAUAUUACCACUAAAAUCACAUUUGCCCACCCGGAAUCUUCUGUUUCUGGAGUUAUAACAAAACUUCGAGAAGUAAAAGAUUCAAAAUGUAACAUUUAUAUAAUUCAUGCAAUUGGUGGCACAAUUCUCCCAUAUUAUUCUUUCCUCCGAGUUUUCCCAAAAAAUGUCUCGCUCUAUGGUAUUGAAUUCAAUUUGAAGUAUCCAUCAAAUAAUUUGAGGGAAUUGACACAAUUUUAUGCUAGAGAGGUAGAGUUUUUUAUAGAUUCAAUUCCAGUUAACAAAGUGAAUAUUUUUGUAGAUCGCUGCUCAUGCCAAAUCCAAACAAAUCUUUGUAAUUGGUCAUUCUAUGGGUGGAAUUAUGAGUCGUGAAAUUGUUGAAGAGCUCAAAAUGUGGAAUUAUAAAAUCCCAUUUGUUAUGAUGUUUGAUUCUUGGGUGCUUCGAACAAAUGAGCUGGAUCUUGAUAGCAUUAAAAAGUUCAUCACUUAUGUGUUCUCAAGAUUACAAAACAGUGAGCAAUAUAUUGAAGGAGCGGUAUGUUUUUUUUUAAAUAAAAAACACAUUUUCAUGGAAUAAAUGAGAUUUCAGCUGAAAUUGGCAAAACUUUUACGUGAAUAUAAAACAUCGGUGAGCAAUACAAAGUUAUAUUUGUUCAAGAGUAAACAACUUGGUGAGGCUGCGUUCAAAAAAGCUGUUAGGUUCGUUUAUUGUUUUUGUUUUUUUUAAUGGAAGAUGUAGGGAACAGUUGGAAUUUUGGUGGGAGGAAGGAAUUUAGUGAACAAGCUGAGAAGUUUCAACAUAACUUUUCUAACAAUAAGUUUCAAGCUCAAAUUGAAUUCAAAAUUAGCUCAAAAUAUUAUUUAAACUUAACUGCAUCUGAUUUUGUGUUUUCAAAAACUCCACUGAAAAUUUACAAAAUUGAUUAUUUCAUAAGUAAUUUUCAAUUUCGAAACCACUCGAAAAUUUUUUCAACAACGAAUAGACCGUUUUAUUUUCAAAAACUCAACUCCAAACAUUUUCCAGAUCUGACUUGAACGAGCAACUGUGUCGCUCAAUGACUUGCAACGGUUUCGAUGAACUCUCACUCCAACCAAUCGAUACAUAUUUGGUUAGUUAUAUUUUGUCUUUCUCUAACAAUUAAAAAACAUUCCAGAUAAACGGCGAUCACGAAAGUUGUCUCGAUGCCAAAAACCUGUUAGAAGUCAAAGAUUUAAUUCUUGCGCCAUUUUCACCAUAUUUUUAA